AUGUCGACCAGCUCUGCCGUCGCGGAGAAGGAAACCACUGCCGAGGAGCAAAUCCCGAAGAAGAUGAUCAUGUCGACCAAGUCUGCCGUCACGGAGAAGGGAACCACUGCAUGUACCGAGAAGCAAAUCCCGAAGAAGGAGAUCAUGUCGACCAAGUCUGCCGUCGCGGAGAAGGGAACUACUACCGAAACGCAAGUCCCGAAGAAGAAGAAACGUGUUGAGACACAAGCGCAGAAGGAAAGACACUACGAGUGCCGAAAGAAGAGUCGAGCAAAAAAGAAGGAAGCCAACGCAAGAGCAGCCGCUUUGAAGGAAGCAAAGAGACUAGCAAAGAACGCAAGGGCUCGCGCAAACCGCCAACGAAAGAAGGAAGAAGCAGCCGCUGCAAAAGCGUCUACGCCGAACGAACCGAUGGUGCCGCUGUCGGUCUGUGAGCGCCUGGUAGAACGAGCGGAACAGACGGUGCCACUGUCAUACACACAGCGGAUGGUGCCGGUGUCUAUUGUCACAGGCAUUCUCAACAAUCAGGAAUCAGUGGUGGAUGCAACCAAAAUGUUGGCUGGCUUAGCCGUCACAACCGUAACCGCUGGCUUGGCCGUCACAACCGGGGAAACAUCCACUGCUGCCCCAAAUAAAGACCCGCGAAGUUUCGCCUUGGACCAGUACGUAAUGACCACUUGCAAGAAGAAGAUCAAGGGCAAGGUGUGCGGUUGGACCAGCAAACAAGUCAAAUUUCAGCAGAAAUCGGAUGGUGAAGUCCGCAAACGCAUUCCGUCUAACCUCCAGAAGAUUUCUUCGGCUGAGUACAACGAGUAGACUUUUUCACAAACAUAAGGGCGAUCGGCACCCCCACACAAGCAACAAGCAGCUCCAGCCUUGAAUGAUUCAAUCCAUCCAGUCAGAAAGUGUAACAGCCCACACCCUACAAAGAUCAGUAGUGUAGCCAAGCAUAACCAAACAUAGAAAGCUGAACUUAAUGAUAGAAAUAUGAUAGCAGUAAAUUGCAGUGCAAGCUUUCUUUACAAAUUUCACUUGCACUGGCCAGCUCGCCAUUGUAAAACCAGACCGUAGAGCAACCGAGACACUCUUGAUCAAGGCUUCUGUAUCUGCUGGAUACUGGCCCGCAACAAUCUUCUCCGUGGUACACCGGCAAAGGAGCCCCUGCUCUGAUUCCAAAGGAGUCCAGCCACCACAACGUCCGAUUCGACGGUCUCCCGUGCAGCAAAUGACAUUCUCGCAGCUGAGUUCACUUCCCAAAACACACGGCUUGUUGAGCGGCACACGCGGGAAGAAUUCAAUCUGGGCAAAAGAUGAAGCUUGAUGAAGCACCACUUGUCCACACUAACGGGACAGUACAUGCCGGACCAAGAAUUCGUAAAAAUUGAACCCAAGGGUGCUCGAACUACCCCUCGUAGGAAGCCACAUUUGAUUUUUCCGAUCUGACGGAGACUGAGGUAGUCGUUUGCGCAGUCUUUAUCACACAAUCACAUACGGUACAGUGCCGUAUCAACGA
Molecule: messenger RNA, 1513 nt
Organism: Seminavis robusta
Lineage: Eukaryota; Bacillariophyta; Bacillariophyceae; Naviculales; Naviculaceae
Source: the annotation of a GenBank genome assembly